AUGGACGCGAAGCGCCAAGCGCCGUGGUCCGACGUGCGUGUGAUCAAUGUCGACUCCGAAAGAUCCGGUGCGAUAAGCGAACGCCUUGUUCGAAUUGUCGCAGCUCAAGCAUUACAUGUCGAUCAACAGGCGAAGGCCAGAAGCCAGCAGAGCCCAGACGAAGAUGAGAAAAAGAUCGACUUGAUCGAAGAACGCCUGGGGAACAUCGAGAGGUCUCUCCAAGAGUUAGUGAGAAACACAUCUCAAGCACAGAAUCUUGCUGCGCCACAACAACGGGAGUCAUGUUAUACUCCAUCGCCGCAGAAUUCAACCCCGCGGAACUCUGGAAAGGCCAAAAUCCCCCUGUAUAAAACCAACCCUACCAUCGAACAACAUGAUACCAGCUCUGGGUUUGAGGGUAGCUCGUCUCUUACCGCACAUGGGGCAUAUGCGAGCGCGUUCCUUGAAACAGCUGUUUCGAAAAGCUCGCCGCAGGUUCUGUCCAGUCCCAAGAUUAACGCUGCUUUGUCGUCGUUGAAGAAGAUUGUCCGCAUUCAAAACCAGCGCAGAGAGGUAGACCUGCAGGGAGAUCAAGGUCCUGCCAAAAAGGCGAGGCUAGGCGUGAGGUGUGACAUUCGUGAAUUGGAAAUGCCGCCUUUGCAAUUGGUGCUAGGAAUGUUACGGCAGAUCAAAGAGAAUCCACCUGCCUGCUUUGGUGGCUAUGUCCCUUUUCUCCGGGUGGAUUAUUUUACCGAAAAAUGCCGCGAAGUAUACUUCUGCACAGAUGAAUUUUCAGACGCGGCAUUUGUUAUAUCAAACUUUGGGAUAUAUAGUAUCUUCUACGAGUUCGGGUGCACAGAUGCGGACCCAAAUGCGCGAGAGGAGUACCUGAGCUACAUCGAGAUGUGUCGCAACAAUUUGGAGACAGCACUUGCCAAUUUGAACAUCCUGAUGCCGGCAACGCAGGAGUCUAUCAAGGCAUUGGCCGUAGGGGCUAUGCACGCACUGGAAAUUGCCAAACCAUCCGUCGGCUGGACUUUAGCAUCAACAGCCAUGAAUCUAUGCCAAACGCUGGGAUACCACCGCCUCUCGUCAAUGGAGCAUGAUUCACCCUCAAUCCAAAGAGAAAAGCAGAACCUCUUUUGGUCCGUCUAUACCAUACUAAACAUGAUGACUUUGCGCCUGGGACGCGCCUGUUCUAUUCAAAACUAUGACAUCAGCCUCCCAGCACCAUCACUCAACCCCGAUAUCCCCAGCCCGUGGGGUGGUGUCUGUGUAUGGUGGACUAGAUCGGCUAUAAUCCAAAGCAAUGUCUAUCGGCUGCUGUAUAGCCCAGAGGCACUACAACAACCAGAAUCCGACCGAGUCGCGCAUGCAUACCGACUCGCUGCUGAGAUGCAGGAGACUGUCAUGGAGCCUUUUGAGAGAUUCAUGUCUUCCGGCCUCAAAAUCGCCGAUAUUGAUAUAAUAUAUCUGCAAACCGACAAGAUUAGCCGCCUGUCUAUCCUGACCUUGAUAUACCGGGCAAUUCCUGCAUCAGAAGGCUCGGGACCCGCUACUACAUUUAUACCAGAAUGUAUCAAGACAGCCCGGGAAGCACUAGAAGUCCACCGACAAUGUGUUGCUGCCCUUAGCGAGACAUUCGAGUUCAUGAAAAUCUCCUACAUGCACUGGGCCGUUCUCAUGUCACCCUUCGUCCCAUUCAUAGUAAUAUUCUGCAACGUUAUAACAACCUCCAACCAGGCCGACCUCACCCAACUAGAAGAAUUCAUCGCCUCCCUCCGACCCCUCUGCUCAUACUCCCAAUCAAUCGACAGACUACACACCCUCUGUUCGGUCCUCGGAACCGUCGCCCGUCUCUACUUUGAAGCUAACACACGCCAAAUAAACGAAGACUCGAGCCUUGCGGAGGUAGGGCAGGAAUUUGAUGUUUACCUGAGUGCCUUGGGUCUCGCGCCUGCUAAUGCUAUGAGUGGCACUGGAGUGGGGACUGGGAAUGUUCAAGCAGGGAUUCCAAACACGCAGGGAUAUCUACAGGCGGAUAUUCCUUCUGUUCAUGUCAGUUCUGCUGAGGUACCGCAACAGUCGCAGCAAGGGCCUCCGUCUGGGUUCCCUUGUCAGAAUCAGAUACAGGGCCAAACACAGGGCCAGGGCAACGAGUCUGCUUCGGCAGAGAUGGCGCAGGCCGCUCAGUUGGGGAAUUGGUUCUGGGGAAAUCAGUAUAUGAUGGGGCUUUUGGAAGAGGAUUUGUCACAAUUUACUCCUAGUUGGUCAUGA
Penicillium antarcticum is the source of this 2256-nucleotide messenger RNA. RefSeq lists its product as uncharacterized. Gene Ontology annotation, biological process: DNA-templated transcription. The record is from RefSeq and is a predicted model, not a curated record. NCBI's taxonomy places the organism in Eukaryota, Fungi, Ascomycota, Eurotiomycetes, Eurotiales, Aspergillaceae. The transcript is spliced from 8 exons. Gene Ontology annotation, molecular function: zinc ion binding; DNA binding. The coding region runs from base 1 to 2256 and encodes 751 amino acids.